AUGGCGUCGCAAAUCCUGCCGCUGGAGCUCAUCGACAAGUGCAUCGGGUCGCGGAUCUGGGUGGUGAUGAAGAACGACCGGGAGUUCACGGGGACGCUGCUUGGGUUUGACGAUUUCGUGAACAUGGUGCUGGAGGACGUGACCGAGUACGAAACGACGGCGGAGGGGCGCACGAAAAAGAGCCUCGCGCAGACGCUGCUGAACGGGAACAACAUCUGCAUGCUGAUCCCCGGGAGCGACGGGCCCGACGCGAGUAGUUGA
Mycena indigotica is the source of this 261-nucleotide messenger RNA. Its product is annotated as U6 snRNA-associated Sm-like protein LSm5. Bases 1 to 261 code for a protein of 86 amino acids. Lineage: Eukaryota; Fungi; Basidiomycota; Agaricomycetes; Agaricales; Mycenaceae. Gene Ontology annotation, molecular function: RNA binding. Gene Ontology annotation, cellular component: U6 snRNP; Lsm1-7-Pat1 complex; U4/U6 x U5 tri-snRNP complex. The record is from RefSeq and is a predicted model, not a curated record. The transcript has 5 exons. Gene Ontology annotation, biological process: mRNA splicing, via spliceosome.